AUGACCACCUACAUCUUCUUCCCAGAUUGGCCACCCGAUUCAGCAAGAAUGACCGUUCUUCGUGUGUGGAUCAACUAUCUUCAACCAAAUAAUGGGAAAAAUCCAGGCGAUGGGGGGAUCGUUUCGAAAGCUAUUUUUCGUAUCAACGUAAGCGCUGCGACUUUGACCCUAGCGGAAUCGUUCUAUUUCGAACAAACGCCUCAAUAG
Messenger RNA from Opisthorchis viverrini, 207 nucleotides. RefSeq lists its product as hypothetical. The coding region runs from base 1 to 207 and encodes 68 amino acids. The record is from RefSeq and is a predicted model, not a curated record. Lineage: Eukaryota; Metazoa; Platyhelminthes; Trematoda; Opisthorchiida; Opisthorchiidae. The transcript has a single exon.